AUGGAAAAUCUCCCCUGCGAUCUUCUCACCGAGAUAUUUGUUCGGUUACGGGCGAAACAAGUUGGUAGAAUGAGAUGUGUUUCUAAGCCGUUGUAUGCUCUUUUAUCGCAACCCGACUUCAUUAAAACCCAUCUUAAUCAUUCGACCCGCCACAACCACUUUAAUGAAAUUGUGUUGGUCUUCGAUCGUCGUUACACAGAUAGACCAUUCACUACACACCCCUUGAAAUCACCCAACAUCCAAGUCAAUGAUUUUAUUAAGUUACCUGCUAAUUUCCCAUUUCCAGCUGAUCCAUAUACUCUUCAUCGUAGCUGUGUUUUAGGUGCGGUUAAUGGUCUAAUAUGUAUUUAUACUGCCGUACAUGGUGAUGGCGUUAUUCAUGUUUGGAACCCUUCUUUAUCGGCUAUAAUGAUGAGCACGCCACUUAAGCCUCCUAUGGAAUGUCCUAAACUUUGUCGUUUCGGAUAUGAUCCCAAAACUGAUGAUUACAAAGUGGUCGGGCUUUCCUAUCAUGGUUGGCUGAUGCAUAUAGUUUGGGUGUACAGUUUGAGAAAAAACUCGUGGAAAUCAUUCUAUGAAAAGCUUCCGGUCAAUCAAAUUGAUUUUGAUAUAUCUACUCUAAACGAAGUCUGCGUAAAUGAUCAUGAUGGUCAUGUUCAUUGGCUUUAUAGCUACGUCGGUGAUCAGCGAUAUCGAUUCUUGGGGAUAAUGGCAUUUGACUUGGGUGCGGAAACGUUCAGCCAAAUAUCUCUUCCAGAUUCUGUCUCAAAAUUAGGCGAUGAGCCCCGUAGUCUGUAUAAUGAAAGGUUUGAUAUAGCUUUGGGCUCUUGGGCUGGAAAGCUAUGUGUGACGUCACGCACCAGACAUGGUGAAUUUGAGAUGUGGGUGAUGAAUGAGUAUGGAGUAGCCGAAUCUUGGGUUAAACAUCAUAAUCUGUCUUCACAAUUGAGUGGUAUUAAUAUUAACCCAAUUGGAUUCACAUUAAAUAAAAAGUUCCUUUAUGGAGUUGAAAGUCAUCUUCCUGCGGUAAGUUCAGAAAUAUGUGAUCAAACUAUGGAUGUGGCCUUGUACGACCCGGAUACAACCAAGGUUGCACACUUUAGUAUUCAUCUUCAGGGAAAUGCAUUUACCAAAGUUGUUCCCUAUAUCGACUCUCUUGUUUGGAUUGCCCCGCCAAGAAAGUACGGUAGUAUGGGUUGCAGAAAGGACGUGAAACUUCUUAAAGGAUCCAUAUUAGUUAGCAAUUAG
Molecule: messenger RNA, 1248 nt
Organism: Erigeron canadensis
Lineage: Eukaryota; Viridiplantae; Streptophyta; Magnoliopsida; Asterales; Asteraceae
Product: F-box/kelch-repeat protein At3g06240-like
Exons: 2
Coding region: 1-1248 (415 amino acids)
Molecular function (GO): protein binding
Source: RefSeq, a predicted model, not a curated record